GUCCAGAUACUAUAACCUACAACAUUGCUGCUUGUGAGGACAAUCCAAAAAAACAGCAAUCAAUAAAAGAACUUGGCGAAGCCAAAGGAGGAAGAACCUCAAAAAAAAUUGAUGUUUUAGAAGAAGUGGAGUAUACCAAGGCUCACCAUCAUCCCCAAGGAAUAAAAAUGGAAACAAAGAUAGAAACGAAAGAGGAGGAGGGUAUAGCGGAAAUUUUAGAAGAUGAAUAUAUGUUUGGUGAACGAGGUCGUAAAAUAACACAAGAACUUCUUUUAAAAAUAAUCGAAGAGAUUGAAUGUAAUCAUAAAGA
Racocetra persica is the source of this 310-nucleotide messenger RNA. Lineage: Eukaryota; Fungi; Glomeromycota; Glomeromycetes; Diversisporales; Gigasporaceae. The record is from the annotation of a GenBank genome assembly.